CGUCGAGUAGUAGCUCGGUGCACAACGUGGACUCGGACGACAUGUACGCAGACCUGGCCAGCCCUGUGUCCUCAGCAAGUUCGCGGUCCCCCACCCCAGCCCAGACCAAGAAGGAGAAAGGAAAGUCUAAAAAAGAAGAUGGGGUCAAAGAGGACAAGCGGAAAAGGGACUCGUCCGCACAGCUGCCCAAGUCCUCGAGGCCCUCUGCCGGCGCUAAACCGCAGCAGCCCACGGCCCCCCAGCAGGCGCCCCCCGGGCAGCCCCAGCAGGGCACGUUCGUCGCCCAUAAGGAGAUCAAGCUGACGCUGUUGAACAAGGCGGCCGACAAAGGGAGCAGGAAGCGCUAUGAACCGUUGGACAAAGACAGGCAAAGUCCUCCUCCAGCCAAGCGGGCUAACUUAUCCCCAGACCGAGGUUCUCGGGACCGGAAGUCCGGUGGGAGACUUGGCUCCCCAAAGCCAGAGCGGCAGAGAGGCCAGAAUUCUAAGGUGCCCGUGGCCCCACCAGACAGGAAGCGCCAGCUGUCACCCCAGUCCAAGAGCUCCAGUAAGGUCACAAGCGUCCCCGGCAAAGCCUCUGAUACCGGCCCCGCCAGCUCCGCGUCCGCCGGCAUGAAGUCCGGGAAGGCCAGCACGCUGUCGCGGCGCGAGGAGCUGCUGAAGCAGCUCAAGGCCGUGGAGGAUGCGAUCGCGCGGAAACGCGCCAAGAUCCCCGGGAAGGGGGAUAUUCCUGUUGCAUCAUCUUUUGUGGGAGGUGAUGGGUUUUGA
Mustela erminea (ermine) is the source of this 767-nucleotide messenger RNA. Its product is annotated as zinc finger CCCH domain-containing protein 18-like. The coding region runs from base 42 to 767 and encodes 241 amino acids. The transcript has a single exon. The record is from RefSeq and is a predicted model, not a curated record. Lineage: Eukaryota; Metazoa; Chordata; Mammalia; Carnivora; Mustelidae.